AUGGCGCUCAAGUUGAACGAUCUGGACGAGGUGCGUCACAUGGAGUCGCGGCUUGGAGACGAGUCGCCCGACGUGCGCAAGGAGCGCGAAAUUCUCAGCAGAAACUCGCAAUCCCAGGUCCAUUUGGGAGAAGAUCAGACAGAGGUGGACAAGCUCAGAAAGAACCUUCCUUUGGUGAAUCUCAAGUACGGGGCCGGCCCGGUUCCGCUGGACGACAAAAAGGUGUUUUUCUUUGACAUCGACAACUGUCUUUACCAGCGAUCGACUAGGAUCCAUGACCUGAUGCAAGUGUAUAUACAUCGGUUCUUCAAGGAACGUCUGCAUUUGAACGACCACGAAGCCCACGCGCUGCACAUGAAGUACUACAAGGAGUACGGGUUGGCGAUCGAGGGGCUGGUGCGACUGCACAAAAUAGAUGCGCUGGAGUACAACAAGGUGGUGGACGAUGCUCUUCCAUUGGACAUGAUUUUGAGACCGAACCCGCAGUUGCGAGACAUGUUGUUGCGCAUGAAGAAGAGCGGCAAGGUGGACCGACUGUGGCUGUACACGAAUGCGUACAAGACUCACGGACUUCGGGUGAUCAGAUUGCUUGGACUCGGCGAUAUUUUCGACGGUAUCACGUUUUGCGACUAUACAGAGUUCCCGCUAAAGUGCAAGCCCAUGAAGGAGAGCUUCGACCGGGCUUUGCGCGACGCGGGUGUUAGAGACCCCCGGAACGCAUACUUUGUGGACGAUUCCGGCUUGAACGUGGUUGCUGCCAAAAAGUUCGGCUGGGGCAAAAUCAUACAGUUUGUGGAGCUGGACGAGGACAUGGAACAGCUGACGACAGGCACCAGCGAUGAGCGCGACGGGAUCACCAUCAUCCGCGAUAUUCUGGAGCUAGAACAGGUGUGUUCGGAGCUGUUCUGA
Molecule: messenger RNA, 909 nt
Organism: Ogataea philodendri
Lineage: Eukaryota; Fungi; Ascomycota; Pichiomycetes; Pichiales; Pichiaceae
Exons: 1
Coding region: 1-909 (302 amino acids)
Biological process (GO): nucleotide catabolic process; pyrimidine nucleobase metabolic process
Molecular function (GO): nucleotidase activity
Source: RefSeq, a predicted model, not a curated record